This is a messenger RNA of Vicia villosa (hairy vetch), 1092 nucleotides long. RefSeq lists its product as uncharacterized. The coding region runs from base 260 to 985 and encodes 241 amino acids. Lineage: Eukaryota; Viridiplantae; Streptophyta; Magnoliopsida; Fabales; Fabaceae. Gene Ontology annotation, molecular function: lipid binding. The transcript is spliced from 3 exons. The record is from RefSeq and is a predicted model, not a curated record.
UCUCACUGCUUUUCUGGCUGGAAUAAAAGUAUCUAUCUUUAAUUUUAUCUCAAGAGAGAGAGAAGCCUAUUGUUCUAAUCAUGUAAGGUUCUUCUGGCAUUGCAUGUGCAGCACUUCAUUUUUCUUUUGUUUUUUCUCUUCUCUUUUAAACUAAGCAUCAUCACAUGACAUUGCCACUUUUUGUGUAUAUAUAUGUCUUUCACUUAUCAAUAGUUUUAAACCUUAAUGUCUUAAAGAAAACAAAUCAAUAGAAGUCACAAUGAGCAGAACUAGAACUGUACCUUGCAGCCGGUCCUGGUCAAUUAGCGAGGACUCGCUUAGAAGGUAUGUGCAGUUUGCGAGUGAAAGCUGCAUACAAGAGUUAUUAGCAGCUUCCGACACGAACAGAUCAGGAAACAAUGGCAACAAUGAUGGAUGGAAAGUGGUGACUCUUGACAAUGGCGUUGAGAUAUCGAAACGCAUGUCAGGUUCAUUUCACACUUUUCGUAGCCGUUGGGUGCUUAGAUCCGUCUCUCCUCAACAGUUCAUCACAGUGGCUAACGCCAUCGAUGCUGCAAAGCAAUGGGAUUCUGAUUUGGUGGAAGCAAAGUACAUAAAAGAAAUCGAAGAGAAUCUAAGCAUAAUUCGUCUUAGGUUUGGAGAUAACUCAAAGCCUCUCUUCAGGAAUAGAGAGUUCAUCGUCUAUGAGCGACGCGAAACAAUGGAAGACGGCACUGUGGUUGUAGCAGUAGCUUCACUGCCAAAGGAAAUAGCUGCAGGGUUACAUCCAAAGCAAAAUAAUGCAAUAAGAGGAUUAUUGCUACAAUCAGGUUGGGUAGUGGAGAAGCUUCAAGAUAAUUCAUGUGCUGUUACUUAUGUUGUUCAGUUAGAUCCUGCAGGGUGGUUGCCUAAGUGUUUUGUCAAUAGAUUUAACACUAAACUUGUUAUGAUCAUUGAAAACCUUAGAAAAUUAGCACAAGCAUGUCCAAGUGAAGCUGAAAAGUGAACACUUUGUAAAGUUGCAAAGGGCGAGGGAAUCAGUGUAAUCAAGCUUGCACAUUGAUAUCAUUUACUUAUAUAUUUAUAGAUAAUAAAUGGAUUAAUUGAGGGAAA